AAUCAAUGGCGCCCUGGAUGGCAGUGAGUCUGAGUCACCGUCUGAGUUUGUUCUGGGGCUGAAAAAACGCCAGCAUAUGUAUCUAUGACGAUCAAAAAGUCGCGCAGAAACAAAGGCGGCGUCUGGUUCAUCGAUGGAAGUAAGUAGAUCAUUCUGUGGAUAUGGUAGUCCAUGAAAUCGGUUACGGUUGCAUUUUCCGUGUAUUAAGUAGGCUUCCUCUUACCUUUGCGCUUGCGCGUGCCCUGAGAGGGUAUGCUUGGCCUUCGAUUUGGUCCGUGUUGCACUCGUCAGGACCAACUCUCAUCAUGAGAAAGAGAUGUGUAGCAACCGUCCCUGUGGUGGGUACUACAUGAAAAAUGCACUUCUACGACGCGAAGUGGAACAAGUCAAAGUGAACCUGAAUUAGUUGCAUUUGAGGGCACAUCUUGUUCUGGAGGAGUUCUUACUUCUACUUGUUUUUUCCUGAUAAGAACGUCAGCGCUUCGGCCUGCGAUCGGGAUGCCAACCACAGGCCCCGUUAUUUCGACGUCCGCUUCCGUCGCUGCACGCUGGGCGGAAAAACUGACAUCUGUCGUGACCGCAAGCUCCUCUUCAAGAGCCCUGCUGCAAAAGUGCGCGACCGGGCUGAGCGAAAUCAAGCUGACCGCGGCCUCAGGAACACCGUCGAGAAAGAAUCCGCCGACAGCGAGUGCGACAUGGUCGAGUAUCCAGCGUGUGCGACGCCGAGAUGCUUUGUGGCAGCGUUUGCACCAGAGCUUUGACCGUGAUUCCAUGGAACGGAGGAUCCUUCGCACGCACCCGCGGGUGCGCGAGAUGCUGGAUGUGUGGCUUGAAAGUGACGCUAACCAGGAAACCGAGCGCAUGAGCAGUUGUAGCAGCUCUUCCGGAGGUACAUCUGCGCUCCUUCCCGAGAUUCCAGCCACCGCACAAUCGAAAAUCAAGGAGUUUCUGGCGAAGCUCGAGCUGCAGCUAGACAGUGCUGACAGCGUAUCUUCACGCGGAAAUAAAGCUUUAUCCGCUACAAGUGGAAAAAACGAUAACAGCACCUCUGCCCGCACGGGAUGCGAUUCUUGGGCUUCCUCGAAAAUCCCCUCCCCGGCGUGCCAGAGUUCCCUGCAGCGGUUGCAGCAGCAGAAGCAGCGGGUCGAGGCGGAUGUCAGCAGCUUGCGCUUCCUGUAUCAGCGAAUUCUGUCGCAAGACACGCUCUCCCGCGGGCCUGCGAAGUUUCCCUCGACCUACCUGCGGCUCGGGCCGCAGUUUCCGUUUCAACCGGGCACCUACUACGCCCUGAUGCAGCGGGCUAACGCACUGAAGGGACACGAGCUGACGAAGCCGAUUCGCCUGAGGACUCUGGACGAGAAGGGAAACGACCUUGUCCCCGCCCCACAGGACGAGGCUCCAGGAGCUGCGGAAGCGGAUGGAGAGGACCCCGGCCAAAUGGUCGUGGACGAUGAUCCGUGGUCCAGGCCGCAGCGCGCGCACAAGGCUGUGGACCCGUGGCGGGAUGGAAUUUUCGAUCAAGAGGAUUUUCUUGCGGACAGAAAACGGCACUACCAAUACUAAAGUAAAGGGACUGUAGGCGGGAAACAAAUUGGUUUUCUCAAUGUGUAGCAUGUUUCCAGCUUGUGCAUGUGGCAU
Messenger RNA from Amoebophrya sp. A120, 1638 nucleotides. NCBI's taxonomy places the organism in Eukaryota, Dinophyceae, Syndiniales, Amoebophryaceae. The record is from the annotation of a GenBank genome assembly.